This is a messenger RNA of Temnothorax curvispinosus, 4617 nucleotides long. RefSeq names its product formin-like protein CG32138 (gene Frl). The transcript is spliced from 17 exons. Gene Ontology annotation, molecular function: actin filament binding; small GTPase binding. Gene Ontology annotation, cellular component: cytosol. Lineage: Eukaryota; Metazoa; Arthropoda; Insecta; Hymenoptera; Formicidae. Gene Ontology annotation, biological process: cortical actin cytoskeleton organization; cell migration; regulation of cell shape. The record is from RefSeq and is a predicted model, not a curated record. The coding region runs from base 600 to 3905 and encodes 1101 amino acids.
CUUCAGCGGGGUGGGUGUGUGAGUCUUGUGAGCGAGUUUCGUUCAGGCGAACGCGGUGAGUGGUGUGCGGUUGUGCGGCGGAGCAUACGUCGCGGGGCAGAGAAGCCGCGCAUCACGAGAAUCGCAAAAGUCUCGGGUAUUCGCGAUGGAUGGCCGCCCGGCGAUACCUGUUGCGCGUACAGGCACGGACCGGCUCGUCUCGCUCGCUCGCUAGCGUUCCUCCUAAAGUGAUUCACGGCCGCCGCAUCGGGCCGCGACUCGAGCGAGGCUGAGCGAGGCGCGAGGGAUGCACCGCCGCGUUCGCGCCCGCGCCCGUUGUUGACGUUUGUUGCCCGUAGACGCGCGGGUGCUGCGCCGUCGCGCGAGUGACAGUGUGUGUGUGUGUGUGUGUGUACGUACACGUAUGUGUGUAUCAUCGCGACACGUCCCUCGUCGCGCCGUGCUGCGUCAGGCGGUCUAGCCGUCUAGCAGCGGCGCGAGUCGACGUCGCCGAAAAUCUCCAUCCGUGAUUUAUUCGCCGGAGGCGCGAAUAAGCUCGCGCGGGCGUGUGCGCGCGCGCGCGCGCGCGAAGAAGAGGAAGACGACAACGCAACGACAACAUGGGCAUCGUACAGAGUCGCGGCGGGGAGAGCGAUGUUGGUGUACGUGAGGUUUUCGUCGGCGGUGUCAAGGCCGGCGUGCCUCAUCACUCGUGUCAACCCAGCAUGGGCAUGGGCAUGGGCAUGGGCAGCCUGGGCGGACCUCACGCGCGCAGCGGCAGCGUGCGUAGCGCGCCGAGACAGCCGAUGCCGGACGCCGUCGAGCUCGAGAGGCGCUUCACCAAAGUGCUGGCCUCUAUGGAUCUACCACCGGAUAAAGCGAAACUUUUGAAACAAUAUGACAACGAAAAAAAAUGGGACAUCAUAUGCGACCAAGAAAGAGUACAAGCUAAAGAUCCACCGUCCCAUUACCUGGCCAAGUUACGUACUUACCUGGAUCCCACAGCAUCGCGAAGCCAUCGAUCGUAUCGUUUCUUUAUGUUCUUCCAGAAAAGGAAAAUGGUCGGCGAAUCAACGUCGACCCAAGUAUUACGUGACUUGGAGAUAUCCUUACGCACAAAUCAUAUUGAAUGGGUGAGGGAGUUCUUGGACGAAGAAAAUCAAGGCCUGGAUGCCUUGAUAGACUAUCUCAGCUUCAGGCUAUUGAUGAUGCGGCAUGAGCAACGACUGUUGGAAUCGCACACAAGUUCCGAGGAAAAAUUACAAACCGCGGGCACUGGCGAUACCUCACCAUUAAACAACGGAUGCUUGAGGCCACCUCUCCACGAUCUCAAAGACAGUCCUGGGGUCAAAAGGAGAUCUCGACACGUGGCACGUUUAAAUAUGGGUGAAGCAAAGGAUGAUAUUCAUGUUUGCAUACUAUGCAUGCGUGCCAUCAUGAAUAAUAAGUACGGAUUUAAUAUGGUUAUUCAACACAGAGAAGCCAUCAAUUGCAUUGCAUUGAGCUUAAUUCAUAAAAGUUUGAGGACGAAAGCUCUAGUAUUGGAGCUCCUCGCUGCAAUCUGCCUAGUGAAGGGUGGCCACGAGAUCAUUUUGUCAGCGUUUGAUAACUUCAAAGAGGUGUGUUCCGAGAGGAGAAGAUUUACGACACUUAUGGCAUAUUUCACUCAAUAUGACAGCUUCCAUAUAGAGUUUAUGGUCGCUUGUAUGCAGUUUGUCAAUAUUGUCGUACAUUCGGUCGAAGACAUGAACUUUAGAGUUCACUUGCAAUAUGAGUUCACGAAGCUUGGAUUAGACGAAUAUCUCGAGAAGCUUAGACACACAGAGAGCGAAGAUUUGCAGGUUCAAAUCUCAGCUUACCUAGAUAACGUAUUUGAUGUAGCUGCCUUAAUGGAGGACAGUGAAACAAAGACUGCAGCAUUGGAAAAAGUAGCGGAAUUAGAAGACGAACUUGGUCAUGCACAUGAUCGUAUGGCAGAAUUAGAAAGAGAAUCAUUAGCGAAAUUGGCGGAACUGGAGACGGAAUUAGGCGCGAUCAAGGUGGAAUAUACCGAGGCUUUGGAAGCGCGUAGAUUAGUGGAGGAAGAACUCGCGGCUUUGAAGAGGCAGAGACAGGAUUCUGCACGAAGGCAGAGUGUCCUAGAGAACAAGAUCAUCGAACUGGAAACUCUCACGGGAACGCUUACAAAGGGCUCAUCAGCCGCUAGUCUACGAAAUGGCACCGCGACGAGUCCUCUGAGUACGUCGGAUAACGUUACAUUACCCGAGACGUUCGCCUCAACUGCACCGUCGUCGCCAACAUUACGUGAAACUCUCCCAGCGGCUCCCGCACCACCACCUCCACCCCCGCCACCGUGUCCGCCGCCGCCUCCUAUGGCACCUCUUUCCCUGGGAGAUCACAAGUUACCACCGCCUGUCCCGAUACCUCCACCACCAGCUGGCAUGAUGCAAGCACCCAAUGGAGCAAUGACUAUCAAACGAAAAGUCCAAACAAAGUACAAACUUCCUACACUUAAUUGGAUCGCUCUGAAACCUAAUCAAGUACGGGGUACUAUUUUCAAUGAGUUGGACGACGAUCGUUUGCACAACCAAAUCGACUUUUCCGACUUUGAAGAGCGAUUUAAGAUCGGCAUGAGUGGACACGUGGCCAACGGUAACAAUGAAAUCGAUGGACUUUCAAGCUUUCCGAGUAAACGAUUCAAGAAACCUGAAAACGUAUCGCUUUUGGAGCACACGAGAUUACGAAAUAUUGCUAUAUCGCGCCGAAAAAUGGAAAUGCCGGUCGAGAAAGUAAUAAUGGCGGUAAAUGCUCUCGACUUGAAAGUCCUUUCGCUCGAAAAUGUAGAAUUAUUGCAACGUAUGGUACCUACGGAUCAAGAAAUCAAGGCUUACCGCGAAUAUAUUAUAGAAAAGAAGAACGUCAAUUUAUUGACGGAAGAAGAUAAAUUUUUGAUGCAACUUGGUAAAGUGGAAAGGAUAUCUACCAAGUUGUCCAUUAUGAACUACAUAGGAAACUUUUUCGACAAUUUACAUCUCAUUACGCCACAAAUACACGCUGUGAUAUCUGCAUCCAGUUCGGUUAAGAGUUCAAAGAAGUUAAGAUCAGUAUUAGAAAUUAUUCUUGCCUUCGGUAACUACCUAAACAGUAGCAAACGGGGCCCCGCGUACGGCUUCAAGUUACAAAGCUUAGAUACAUUAUUAGAUACGAAAUCGACCGAUAAAAGGAUGUGCCUUUUGCAUUAUAUCGUCGCCACAAUACGAGUCAAGUUCCCUGAACUUAUUAAUUUUGAAUCGGAGUUGAUGUACAUCGACAAAGCUGCGACAGUUUCACUGGAGAACAUUACGACCGAUGUUCACGAACUGGAGAAAGGUAUGGAUCUUGUGCGAAAAGAAUUUGAGUUACGCGGCAAAGAAAAGCACAAUACGGUAUUGCGCGACUUUUUGAACAAUUCCGAGGAGAAAUUACGCCGUUUGAAACUUGACGCACGUACCGCCGGUGAAGCAUUCCGUGAAUGUGUCGAAUUCUUUGGGGAAAGUCCGAGACAGGCUGAUGCCAACACCUUUUUCUCCCUUCUUGUCAGAUUCGCGAGAGCGUUUAAGGCAGCGGAUCAAGAAAACGAACAGCGUCGUAGAUUAGAGGCUGCUGCAGCAGAAGCUUUAAAUACGUCCGAAGAAGUUAUAAAGCGUAACAAAUUAAAUCAGAAGAAACAACAGGAUGCUGUUAUAAACGAACUGAAGAAUAAGACACGAUUAGUGCAAGAGAAGAAGCUACUACAACAAGAUGAAGUGUAUAAUGGUGCCCUAGAGGAUAUUCUUCUUGGUCUCAGGUCCGAACCAUAUCGCAGAGCGGAUGCUGUAAGACGUAGCCAACGACGACGUAUCGAUAAUCACAGACUCUCGCGCACUGCCGAAGAGCUUGAACUGUAAUCUUUUUGCAUUUCCGAUUUAUACGCAUUUCUAAGGUUUUCUAUAUUCCAGAGAACGACGUUGCCUUGCAAUAUAAAAGUUUCAUUGUAAUUUAGCUUUAGACGAAUGGGACGCAACAGAGAACACCAAUAGUUUGAGAAUACUUUUGAAAAUAUUAACAGCGUGCACAACUAGAUAGUCACUUGAAUAUAUUCUCCGAAUUUUUGAAAACAUUUUACUUAUAUAUAUGUAUAUAUGAGCUACUUUGCUAUAAACAUACAAAUUCGGAACUGAACGACAAUAUAUUCAGUACGUACAAUUAGAUGAGGCUUUUGUGCUCGAAUUGUAUUAGUGGUGCUGAAAGUCCAAUAGUCAUAUAAACUUGUAAUUUACACAGCUUUAGGAUAUAAAUUUUUCGAAUAUAGUAUUUAUCACAAGGCGAUAGAUUUUGAAAAACGCGCGAUAUUUCGUACAUUUGACGAUCCUUCUAUGCAUAGUUUAUAUGAAUCUCGCAAUUAAAGACACAGAAGGUUCUCUCAAGUUAGCAUAAUAUUAUAUUAAUUAAGGCACUUUUUACUAUUUUUCUCUAGAUAAUAUUAGAUUUCCUUUAAACCGUUCAUGACAUUUACAUAAAAUUUGCUUAUACUUUGAUUACACUAUUACUUGAUUUCAUUUUUUUGUUCGAUAUAUAUAUAUAUGAAAUACGUAAACGUAGAAUUGUUUAAAUUUAGUU